GGCGGGGCCGGGCGCGGCGUCUGUGGUAACGGGGAGCGGGACGGGAGCGAGCGGGGUGUGCCAAGAGCAGCCAGGUUCUUGAGGAAAAAUACUCUCUGCCCCUUUGCUUCAGAUCACUGUGGAGAAAAAUGACGGCUGGCUCUGUCUCAGUUCCUCAGGUCAUACCACUUCGAAUCCCUCUUCCAGGGAAGGCUAAACAUGAAAUAGACACAAAUACUCUUGUAGAAAUAAAAUCAGAUACACCUGAGGUCUCUAUUUAUUACACUUUAGAUGGAAGUAAGCCAGAACUCUUUAGAAAACCUGGCUGCGGAGAGCAUAACACUUUUAAGUAUAAGGGUCCUAUCAUGUUACCAGCUGGGAAAAUAAUGGUCAAAGCACUGGCAGUUACAAAGGACUGCAGGGAGAGUACAGUUGUAACAAAAGUGUUUCUGGUAGAGUGCAAGCAACCAAAUGCCCUUUUCUCUGUUAAAGAGGAUGACAAGAAUCUCCUAAAAGAUAGCAUCGUUCAGGAGAGGAAAGGUGGUAUAUGUAUUACAAAACCAAAGAAGAAUGGAGUCAAUGUGGAAAUCAAGCCUGCCUGGAGUGAAGCACCCCAAGAUUUUCAAGACUUGCAAACAGAAAGACAGAUUACUCACAGGGCCCUGCAAGGACCACAGCUUCUUGCCAGCCAUUUGGAAACAGCAGAGUACAGCGAGGAAUCUGUCUCAGCACUACCAAUAGAGUCAUUACAGUUUGCUAGUUCUGCAGUGACUAGCAGGAAAAGCUUAGCAAGCACACAGCUGUCAAGGAUCCAGAGGGAGACAGAUUUCCUCAAGUGUGCAUGCUGUUCUGCACCUCGCCUGUCUGACCCCUUGGCUCACUUCUGUCAGGAAUGUGGAUGUCCUAUCCCACCUGUGACAGUACGUUGCUAUCCACCCCCCGAAGGAGCACAGAUGGCACCAUGUCUUGAAUGCAGACAUCUUGUGCCAAUGAAUACACCCUUUUGCAUUGUAUGUGAGUCACCAAUAGCUCCACAGCUGCAGCCCCAAACCAACAUCUGUGUAAAGGGCAAAGUAAUUUGUCAAGCGUGUGGCACAGGAAAUCCUCUUCACCAUAAACACUGUGUGACUUGUGAAAGCAAGCUGCCUGAAAUACAGAUGCCCAUGUUUGGAGACACACCCCCACCUUACCACAGCCAGCAAAGCAAGACAGUUUCAUGCUCAAAGUGCCAUCGUGUUAACCAGAGUGAUGCCCGUUUCUGUGACUGGUGUGGAGCCAAGCCUGGACCUCCUCCAUCCUACUUUUCUUGUUUCAAGUGUGGUACAAGCAACCAUCCAUACGCUCGCUUCUGUGGGUCCUGUGGUGUUUACAUAGAGCCCCCAUCAAGGGUGGGUUCUCCCAACAGCAGUCUCGUGGAUGCUGGGGACUCACUGGGGGUUUCUGAGUCUAAACGAUUUCAAGCUCAAGUUGCCUGGCAGGCUCUUCCUAUUUCCUUGCCCAAAUCAAGAGCAGAACUAAAAGAAAGAGAAGAUAAAGGAACCCAAACCAUUGGACUUUUUUACCCAUCUAGCAAACUGUUGGAAAAGAAGGAGCUUGAGCUGAUUUCGCAAAAAGAAAAACUGGAAAAGAUGAGUGAUCAUAAGCCUCUCCUGACAGCUAUUAGUCCUGGAAAAGGUUACUGGAGAAAACAGCUGGAUCACAUCUGUGCUCACCUUAGAAGCUAUGCUCAGAACAACCUUGAAUUCAGAGCACUGAUUGGAGAACCUCGAAUGGGAAAGAUUAAUUCUGCUACCAUCUGUGAGGAUGACUACGAAGUCACUAUUACACUGAAUUAUGCUCUUGCUAUUAAUAAGAAUAUUCACACUAAUAAGGCAGUGAAGUUCAGCAAUCAUUACCUGAAUGCUGCAACAGAAGUCAGAGAUGGACAGGAUGGCAGCCAGACUAGUUUGGGCAAAGAUGAUCAUAAUCUUUUCCAUUCAAGAGGCAAAAUAAAGAGAACAAAGUCAAGAACACUUACAGGAAAAGAAGAUAAGCUCCCUCUGGAGUCCAGACAGCUACUGGAUGAACUGGGUCCAAAUGGGAAAGGAAGAACCCCCUUGGUAGAACAAUUGCCCAGGGAAGGAGCUGACCCAAACUGCAUCAGCAACGAGGACCAACCUGCUCUCACCGUUGCUGCCCUUAACAAGCACGCGGAAGCCAUCUCCCUUCUGGUGCAGAAAGGUGCCAACAUCGACCAGCAAGCAGGACUGAACAACAACACUGCUCUCCACAAGGCAGUUCUGCUUGGAUCGGAGGGAGAGGAGCUUGUCCAAGUUCUCUUACGGUGGGGCUGUGAAGAAGCACGUCCUUACACCAUAGAUGGCAACAACUGGACCGCACUGACUUCUGCUUCUUCCCCCAGACUGAAUCUAACCUGAAAAGAAACAUUCGACACCUAUGUGUGCAGCAUCAGGACUCUCUGGGAAGAGACUUCUCUUUCAAAUUAAACUGCAAAGUAUGACUCCUACAAAAUUACUGACAACUAUGCAGAAUGAUCCCAGUAUUUACCCAGCUCAGACACUGCAGAUCAACAGGCAUGAUAAGCUGACCACAGCAGGCAGCUUCCUGGUUGUGAAGUACCAAAGCUCAGACAAGCACAUGGAAAGGGUCAGGCUUUGCUGCCUUGCUAGGACAGGGUGAGGUCCUACCUUUAUUCUCCAGGAAAACUUUGUUCUGUUAAAGUGGGCUGUGUUUGGCAACUGCAAUCGCUGCUACAGUCACUGCACAGCUCAGGGAAGCAUGGAGUAAUCGUAUCAUUAAGCGGGGUGGAUGCUGGCUUCUUAAUCACAGCUAACAUAACUCUUCAUGCUGGUCUCCAAGGCACGACGAGGAGGGAAGCAGAGGGCUAAGAGCACACAGUUUGUUUCACCACGUGCCUUGGAAGAACCUCACCCGUUGCACUGAAAGCCAGCUGCACGUGACCGUUCAAGCAGUGGCCUUAAGCUGCUAAGCAUUAUUCAUUAUUCAGCAUUC
This is a messenger RNA of Strigops habroptila (Kakapo), 2991 nucleotides long. RefSeq names its product double zinc ribbon and ankyrin repeat domains 1 (gene DZANK1). The coding region runs from base 129 to 2396 and encodes 755 amino acids. The record is from RefSeq and is a predicted model, not a curated record. Gene Ontology annotation, biological process: eye photoreceptor cell development. The transcript is spliced from 22 exons. Gene Ontology annotation, molecular function: protein binding. Lineage: Eukaryota; Metazoa; Chordata; Aves; Psittaciformes; Psittacidae.